Messenger RNA from Prorocentrum cordatum, 488 nucleotides. The record is from the annotation of a GenBank genome assembly. Lineage: Eukaryota; Dinophyceae; Prorocentrales; Prorocentraceae.
GCGGCUGUGGCGGUGGCUCCGUCGGCGGCUGCGGCGGCUGCGGCGGCCGGGACGGCUACGCCUCGGCCGGCUGCGGCGGCUGCGGCGGCUGCGGCGGCUGCGGCGGGUGCGGCGGCGGAGGCCGCGGCGGCCGCGGCGGCUGCGCCGGCGGCGGCUGCGCCAACGGCGGCUGUUCAGGGGGCGGCUGCGCUGGGGGCGGCUACGGGCCGUCGGGGUCCGCCCCGGGAGGCGCGCAGGACGGCCACGGCGGCGGCGGCUGCCGCUACGGGGACGGCGGCGGCGGCCGCUUCGGCGACAACCCCGGGGGACGCCACGCCGACUCCGGCAUGGGAGGCGGCCUCGGCGGCCUCCGGGCUGGCCAGGGAGGUGCCGGGGGCUGCGCCAGCAGAGGCCGCGGCGGCGGCGCCGGUUUCGGGCGCCCCGACGGCGGCGCGGACGGCGGCGGCGCCGGCUUCGGCCGCGAGCCAGCGGAGGGCGGCUUCGAUGGC